GGAAGAGCGGGGCUGGUAGCGCGGCGCAGAGCAGGGGCCCGGCCGAGGCAGCGGUACGCGGGCCACCAUGGCCACGGACGAGCUGGCCAGCAAGCUGAGCCGGAGGCUGCAGAUGGAGGGCGAAGGCGGCGAGGCGACGGAGCAGCCGGGGCUCAACGGGGCGGCGGCGGCGGCCGAGGCUCCCGACGAGACUGCCCAGGCGUUGGGCAGCGCGGACGACGAGCUGAGCGCCAAGCUGCUGCGGCGCGCGGACCUCAACCAGGGCAUCGGAGAGCCGCAGUCGCCCAGCCGCCGCGUCUUCAACCCCUACACCGAGUUCAAGGAGUUCUCCAGGAAACAGAUCAAAGACAUGGAGAAGAUGUUCAAGCAGUAUGAUGCCGGCAGGGAUGGCUUCAUCGACCUGAUGGAACUGAAACUCAUGAUGGAGAAACUGGGGGCCCCGCAGACGCACCUGGGCCUGAAGAGUAUGAUCCAGGAGGUGGACGAGGAUUUUGACAGCAAACUCAGCUUCCGGGAGUUCCUUCUGAUCUUCCGCAAGGCAGCAGCAGGAGAAUUGCAGGAAGACAGCGGCUUGCACGUCUUGGCCCGCCUUUCCGAGAUUGAUGUCUCCACAGAAGGCGUCAAGGGUGCCAAGAACUUCUUCGAGGCCAAGGUCCAGGCCAUCAACGUGUCCAGCCGCUUUGAGGAAGAGAUCAAAGCCGAGCAAGAAGAACGGAAGAAGCAGGCUGAGGAGGUGAAGCAGCGGAAAGCAGCCUUUAAGGAGCUGCAGUCCACAUUCAAGUAGCCAGCACUGAGGCCACGCCCAGGCCACGCCCCGGCCACGCCCCGUGUGCGGUCUGGGGGCACGGGUGGGUACAGGGGACCUGUGAGAGACUAGCUCCCAGGUCCUGGUCUCUGUGCCCGGACCACUACUAAAACGCAAACUCUAUGUGACCGGCUCUCGUUCAGGAGUCUCCUCAGUGUCUGGUCCAGGCCCUGCUCCCUCCCUCCCGCACUUCAUGCGGCUGUGACGCCAGCCACCAGCAUCCUCUCUGGCCAUCCCUACGUGUCUUGUUCUCUGGCCACCCUGCUGCCUGCUCCAGGCCAACCUCAGCCCGUUCACACCCCUGCCUUUGGUACCAGCUACUUUCUCCACCCACUCACCUACCUUGAACUAUAGGCUGCCCUGCUAUGGUCUAGCAGAGAGUGAGACUCUCCCCGGGAUUCUUCCUUUCGGAGCAGGCCUCAUCUCUACUGGAAGUGGAGGGACUCUUAUGUUAGUGAGGAAAUCCAGGGACUCUUAUGUUAGUGAGGAGAUCCAGGCCCUAGCACUCUAAGCUGAUUUAAAUGGGGCCCAGCCAGGCAGGGUGAAGGCCACUGUGCGAAUCUACCUCACAGGCUACACUCUGCCAGGCAUGCCUUGAGGACAUAAGUGAUAGGGUUCUGUGGGGAGGGCCAGAAAUGUCACCCUCUGACACCCUACUCCCGCAGCAAGCUGAGGGUCCCAAGGGGUCGUGGAGAGAGGGGUGGGGUUCCUAAGGGAUUGGCUUUUUCAGGGUGGACCUCAGCACUCUGCCUUGAUUCCCCCCCCAAGGAGUGCCUGAUGUGUUUGUGUGCACUGGUAAUAGGACACGGGGCGGGCACCCCUUUCACACUAUCCUUCCUUGGAUCUGUCACCAGUGAUGGCACCAGCCUGUCGUGCCCACCCGUAGAUCCCAUGGGGACACCCCCCCCUCAAUCCCAUCACCAGACAGGCCACAGUGAAACCCAUGUCGUUUCUCCAUAGCUUCAUGUGCUUGCUCACGUGUGUGUACGUGCGUGUCCUUUGCUGUGAUGUGAAACUGUGACGUCACCCAGUCUAAGUGAACGGCCACGGGGCCACCGUUUAUGCAAUGUUCAGCGUGUCACUGCUUGUGAAACUCGAUAACUCUUUAUUUUACUACAAUGCCUCAAGAGUCCUCGGGAGCCCUGUGGGACUUGCAAAGGUUUUAUUUUUUCGGUCUUAGAACCUAUGAGAAUUGGAGGGACCGAGUCCAGCCCAGCCCAGCCCAGCAGCCGCGGCCCUGGCUUGCGUUUGCCUUAGUGGAUAUGUCUAUACAGAUGAAUAUAAAUUCCCUUUACUUUUGGCUGUUUGCAUUUUAUUUUUGGUUCCCCCCCCCAGCAACUCCCUCACCCCCGAAAAGAAAAAAAAAAGGCUACUUCUUCAUUCGGUGGUACGAUUAUUUUUUUUAACUAAAAUGAGAUAAAAUUCUA
Messenger RNA from Grammomys surdaster, 2232 nucleotides. RefSeq names its product EF-hand domain family member D2 (gene Efhd2). Gene Ontology annotation, molecular function: calcium ion binding. The coding region runs from base 68 to 784 and encodes 238 amino acids. NCBI's taxonomy places the organism in Eukaryota, Metazoa, Chordata, Mammalia, Rodentia, Muridae. The transcript is spliced from 4 exons. The record is from RefSeq and is a predicted model, not a curated record.